AACAAAUACCAAAGCAUUCAAUACAUUGUGUCUGCGAUUCAGUGCUCUCUGUGUUUGCCAUUCAUUACACAAUACACACAAACCCUCCACUCAUUCACUUAAACUCGUCGACCAAUGGUUUCAAUCAAAACACUUCAUUACACUCACAGCUAUACUCCCACUGUCUCUGCCCUCCCUAUGACUCAUAGAGCGGUUUAUAUAUUAGUACAUAAUAUGCCCUAAACUGGUUCCCAUAGAUUGGGAGUAAUGAUGAGUUGAGUGGGAGUUUGUGUUGUACUGUGUGUUCGGUCAGACACUGUGUGUACGAAACAGUGGUUUCCAAUAGAUUUGGUAAUCAUAUGAAUGAAUACAAUAUUAAUAAAGUAUUACUCAUUAGUUUCGCAUCACUUUUACAGUCAAUAACACUAACCAAUCAUUCAAUCAUUGAUUUGGUCUUCAUUUGAUUCAAUUGCCACUCAUUUCUAGCAUAUAUUGUCCAACAAAUUAAAUCCGUGAAAAAUGUCGAGUUUUUUCAAACUGUUUGGCACUAAGUCUUCGUCGAAACAGUCGGCGCCCACUCCUGCGGAAGCCAUUCAGAAAUUACGAGAAGUGGAGGAAAUGCUUCACAAGAAACAGGAAUAUCUGGAAAAGAAACAAAACGAAGAGUUAGAUGUGAUCAAAAAGAAUGGCACCAAAAACAAAAGGGUUAGUCUUCAGGCACUCAAACGCAAGAAGAGGAUCGACAAACAGUUGGAACAAAUCGAUGGCACUCUGACGACCAUUGAAUAUCAACGCGAAGCCCUCGAGAACGCCAACACCAACACCGAAGUGCUUAAGAUUAUGGGACACGCGGCCAAAGCUCUUAAGCAAACACAUAAUAAUAUGGACAUCGAUAAGGUGGAAGACCUGAUGGAUGAAGUGAGAGAACAGCAACAAAUAGCCGAAGAGAUCAGUUCUGUCAUCUCUAAUCCCAUUGGAUUUGGUCAAGAGGUGGAUGAAGACGACUUACUUAAGGAAUUGGAAGAGAUGGAACAGGAAGAGCUCGACAAACAACUGUUGGACACAACACCCGAACAACAACUGCCAGAAGUACCCGCAGAAGUGCCAGUGGCGGUGCCCCGCACAAAACAAAAAGAAACGGAAGAGUCGGAUGAAUUGAAAGAGUUGGCCGAAUGGGCUAAUUAGACAUCACUCCU
This is a messenger RNA of Medioppia subpectinata, 1175 nucleotides long. The record is from the annotation of a GenBank genome assembly. Lineage: Eukaryota; Metazoa; Arthropoda; Arachnida; Sarcoptiformes; Oppiidae.